Ictalurus furcatus (blue catfish) is the source of this 4710-nucleotide messenger RNA. RefSeq names its product kelch-like protein 10. The record is from RefSeq and is a predicted model, not a curated record. Gene Ontology annotation, molecular function: protein binding. NCBI's taxonomy places the organism in Eukaryota, Metazoa, Chordata, Actinopteri, Siluriformes, Ictaluridae. Bases 267 to 2018 code for a protein of 583 amino acids. The transcript is spliced from 2 exons.
CCUGUGCAUUUUGGACAUGCGCAGGAUUUAAAGCUGUUUUUAAAGCAUUUCACAGAGACUGAUCCUGUACUGCAGGUUUCUGUCAGGUUCACUGCAUCCUGUAUGUAUCCGUGGUUACAAAAUUAGAAUUGGAACCUUGGAAUCAUGAGCUGUUAUUAUUCUGAAAUGUGGAAUCAGAACAUUCCGAGUUGAAAAGCUGAUCUGCAUCAACACAAUCCACAUUCAGAUGAAUGUUGUACAUUCAGUAGCUCUGACCUGCACAGAACAUGAGUAAACAGGAAGAAGAGAAGGGAAUGGAGAGGAAGGUAGACGGGAUGUCCUGCAACAUCAUCAAUGAGCUGCGGUUAGAGAAGCAGCUCUGUGACGCAGUCAUCGUGGUGGACGGCGCCGAAUUCCACGUGCACAAGAUCAUCCUGUGCGGCUGCAGCCCAUACUUCAUGGCUCUCUUCACCAACGGCGGGUACCCUCCUGAUAAGCUCAGGUACAGCAUCCCUAAUGUUUCCGCUGAGAUAAUGGAGCUGAUCGUGGAGUACGCGUAUAUAAGACGUGUUAACAUCACGGAGAAAAACGUGUGUAAGCUGCUGAUCGCUGCUGAUUAUCUGUUGGUGAACAGCCUGCUGAACGACUGCUGCACGUUCCUGAAGGCUCAGCUGUGUCCCGAGAACUGCGUUAACAUCUGUCGUUUAGCUCACUCCUACUUCUGCGAGAAGUUGAAGCAGCAGGCCUUCCGGUUUAUCUUGCACAACUUUGAGGAGAUGGUGCGCCUCUCUGAGGAGUUCCUGGACCUGACGGUCGAGCAGCUGAGCGAGAUCAUCGAGAAGGACGAACUGAACGUGAAACAGGAGAGCGUGGUGUUUGAAGCCAUCUUACAGUGGAUCAAACAUGCGCCAUGGAAACGGAAAGCGCACAUAGGAGUGUUACUGCCUAAGGUGCGUCUGGGGCUAUUGACACACAAUUACCUUAUGAACAAUGUGAGCAACAACGUUUUAGUGAUGGACGACAUGACAUGUAAGCCGAUCGUCACCAGAGUUCUGAUGGGCAUCGAUGACCUCAACCCGAGCCUUUCUCUCAGCUCUGAUCUCCAGAGACUCCGCCUGCCCAGCGCCGUUCUGCUGGCCAUCGGUGGCUAUGGCCACAAGAAUCUCAAUACCAUAGAAGCGUAUGAUACGCGAGCAGCGCGCUGGGUCAACGUCACAUGCAACGACGAGAGUCCACGAGCCUAUCACGGGACGGUGUAUCUGAACGGCUUCGUGUACUGCAUCGGAGGAUUCGACAGUGUGGAUUUCCUCAACAGUGUGAGAAGGUUUGACCCCAUCACCAGAACCUGGGCUCAGGUGAACCCCAUGCACUCUUGCCGGUGUGACGUGAGCGUGUGUGUGCUGGACAGUCGUAUCUAUGCGAUGGGAGGAUUUGAUGGCAUCAGACAGAUGAAGACGGUGGAGCGAUAUGAACCUGAGAAUGAUCGGUGGUGCAUGAUCGCGCCGAUGCAUGAACCAAGGGGUGAUUCUAGCGCUACAGUACUGAAUGGCAAAGUGUACAUAUGCGGAGGGUUUGACGGGAACGGGUGUUUGUUCACGGGGGAGUAUUACAGUCCUCAGACGGGAGAGUGGACCCUCAUCACCCCCAUGAUGAUCAGAAGGCGUGGACUGGGCGUGGUCGCGUACGGAGGAUGGGUUUACGCUGUCGGGGGAAAUGAUGGUGUUAAUCACCUAAGCAAUGUAGAGGUGUAUAAUCCUCAGACCAACGUGUGGACACAAGGUCCAGCCAUGAACAACAAGCGCAGCAACUUCGGCAUUGAGGUGCUGGACGAUCUCCUGUUCGUUGCUGGAGGACAUAACGGCACUACCAUCAUGGAUGAAGUGGAGUGUUAUGAUAAGCAGACUUCUGAAUGGCAUGCAAUCGAAAACAUGGGGAUUUCUCGCCAUGCUCUGAGCUGCUGUGUGCUGUCUGGUUUACCCAACAUGGCAGAGUACGCUGCUACCUCACACCUCCUGCCAAUGUCUGAGACGUACAAAUAAACCUCUCCCUUCAUCGGAAUCCUUUUGUUCUCAAGAAUCAAAUUAACCACUCUGAAGCAGUCAAACUACUGAAUUUGCCUUUUGUUUCCCCUGUUAUGCUGCAAGCCGUUGUACUGAAACUCGUAAAACCACAACGUCCCUCAUGGAGACGUGCGAUAGAACAGUCCUGAGAGCUCUCACACACACACACGUACACAUACCUGAGAUCACAAUGACAUGGCGGCGCUCAUGUGGUCAACGCUAAACAGAAUUCCCUUCACGUUAUUUUCUAUGUGAUGAAACCGGACUUUGUUGACUUGUAGCUUUUGUGUCAUAAUUUUCGGUUCGUGACGUAAUUCCGCUGAUUUUAGCCCAAAUUCACUAAUGUGAUAAAAUCACUGUAACGGAUCAUAUUUACAAGAAAAGAUGAAGACAGGGGAUGACGAUUAUACAUCAUUUCUCUCUGUGCAUCACAGGAAUAAUUCAUAUAGGUCUUAUUAAUAUGUUUAUCAAACUCAAAUAUGACCUUGCUCAGAGUAUCCACCAUUAUUUCUGAGCCAGAACGCCUUUAGAUCGGAACGCCGGAAAACUGGUUCUGUACUUUCAGAGCUCGAGUACAACGAAGUGCAGCAUUAAUACCAGCAGAUCCACAGCAAGAGACUCUCGGAUAAUACUAUAAACACACCAGGUUCAAUUACACUACACUAAAACCAGAGAAAAAAAACAUGGAUUAGGAAAAAAGGACAUAAAAUAAUGACAAAGAGUAAAGGAAAAGGAGAGACAGAGAAUGUGUGUGUGUGAGAGAGAGGAUGGGAGAGAGAGAAUGAUAGAGAGAGAAUAUGUGUGUGUGAGAGAGCAUGAGAGAGAGAGAAUGAAAGAGAGAGAAUAUGUGUGUCUGUGAGUGAGAGAUAGAGAGAGAUGAUGAGAGAGAAUGAUACAGAGAGAGAGGAUGAGAGAGAGAAUGAGAGAGAUAUGAAUGAAAAUUAAAUAGAAAGAAUGAAAAGCAGAAAUCAAGAGGAAAAACAAAAAGUGAAAGACAAACACAUUACAUGAGCGACUGACAGAAAAAGUUCGAAACAAAAAAGUGAGAAGAAAAGAAAUGUAAAAAAUAAUGGAGAGAAAGAAAGAGCAAAAAAGGAACAAUAAAAAUGAUAAAUAUGAAAGAGAAAGAAAUCAUGGUAGGGGAAUAAAAAGGUAGGACACAAUUGCUAAAAAGCAGGAGAAACCGUGGAAAAGAAGAGGAAGAGAGACAGAUAAAGAAAAAAGGAAAGAGAGGAAGGAGAAAAGAGUGAGAGGGGGAUGAAUGAAAUGAAGACAGAUUAACGUUUCACCUUGAAGAAGUCUGUUUUGUCAGCGAUGUGCUUUAACAUCCCCUGUGUGAGCGGCGGCCUGAUCACCACGGCAACAUGACCCUGGCUCGGGCUCAUCGGCUGGGCGGAGUCGGCCACGCCCACCCGUUCUGCUGUCACCAUGGCGACGGACUGCGUCAGACCCACCAGGUCCAUGAGGAGGGAGACGGUGACGGCGCGGAUGCUGAAGUCCAGCUCAGAGAAACAGGUGUUCGUCAGAGACUUGAGCCACCGAGGAGGCGGAGUCACACCGCCGCUGUCUGACAUCAUCACCACACACACGUCAUUAAUAAUCAUAUUAAUAUUAACUAUUAUUAUUGUUGAUGUUGAUAUUAAUUUAUAAGUAAUCAUACACCGUAAUUAGUAAUAAUAAACAGCAAAUAAUAAAUAAAUCAGUAAUAUUACAUAAAAAAGUAAAUCCAGAAUAAUCAUCAGAAAACUUUCAAAUAAACACUAACAUGCAAAUGUGAGAGUAUGUUCUGUUUAAUAUGCGCUGGUUAAAUAAAAUCAUUUUGGCAGCCGUGAACGCAGACACACACUCCUUCUGUUCAAAUACACCUAGCCACUCUGUUAACUCCGCCUCCCCCUGGUUAGCCCCGCCCCCCGCUGUGUGAUGUAGAGCUCCACCAGUCUGCACAGAAAGUGCUGGAAGUGCCCGAGGCAGUGCUGCAUCACAGGAGCACCAGAGAACCAGGCUGGAGUUUAGGAUCGGACUGGAGACGGGCAUGGUCAUCAGACUCCGCCUCCUCGUACUGAACAAAAUCUGUAAAGCUGCUCUCUGGAGAACGAACUGCGGAGAGACUUUCCCUGUCCUCAAACACGUCCUUGCUGACCGGGACAUCCAGACAUGACCGGGCUGGGGGGGGAGAGAGAGACGAGAGAUAGAGAGAGAGAAAGAGAGGGAGGCGAGAGUGAAGUGUCCAGCGUCUCAUUAGUGUGUGACAACUGCGUGAUGACUUCACUCAGACUGUGUGUGUGUGAUGUGUGUGAGUGUGUGAGAUACGUGUGUCGGUGAUGUGUGUCUGUGUAAGUGUGGUGCACUGACCUGGAGUGUGUCCUGCUCUUGGGCGGGGCCACUGGACGGGAGGACGAGGGGGGAGACGAGCGGAGGUUGGACUUUGGAGCAGAGGUACAGACAGUGUUGCAGACCGAGCUGCAGCGUAACAGCCGACACUCCUCAACACUCCUCAACAACAACUGGGGCAAGUGUUCUGUCUGGAUCUCUAUAUACACAUCUCCUACACACACUUACAGACAGAGAGAGAGAGAGAAUGUAAGACAGCUGAUCUGCUGAAAGUCAUGCUGUAACUGAAGCUGAAACUGUUACACAGUCAGUGUGUAAAAUGUAAAGUCUUGAUGCUGUG